CACCCAUGCAUGUGAAAAACACAGACUCUUGAGCUCGACCAGCUUCAUCCUGGCCUCCCAUGCACAGAUAAUAACAGUCACUCUCCACCCGGCCACAGGCCACAGAACAAGAUGAGCACCUCACGGGACAAAACCAAUCAUGACCGCCGCUCGGAUGACGGCGGAACAGAGUCUUCGCCCAGCAAGACUCAUUCUGGGGAAUCGAAUGGCAACAACAAUAACGACACGAGUGACGACGCAAACGACGCCAAGAAGCCGAAUCAGUUGAAGCAACUAUGGACCAAAGCAGGCUUGGACGCGAGCACCCUCAUCUUGAUGCUAAAGGGCUCCCUACCGCCCACAAUCGCCAUCGCAAUGUAUCAAUCCCCCGCCGUGGCAGCGGAAUUCACGACGCUGGGAUACUUGGUCGCCAUCGCGGCGACACUGGGAAUGUGUAUCCUCCCAAGAGGCAUGUUCGUGCAAACGAUGAUGCUAAACGUCGUUUCAAUCUGCGUCGCGGCAGCUGUGUGUCUGUUCUCGCUGUGGUGCGGGAUCCGGGCGAGGACCAACACGACGCCUGCGGGAGCUCCGCCGACGGGAUAUAAUUCUUCGGCGUCGGCGGUGUUGGCGAUUUUUCUGAUUGUGCAGACGUUUUUGGUUAAUACGCUGCGAGCCGCAAGACCGCAAUUUCAGUUUCCCGUGAUCUUGUAUAGUAUUUUUGCCAUCGUCUCCACGACUUACGGGACUCAGUUUCCCACCAUGGCUUAUGCGGAGUCGUUCAUGAGAAGGCUUCUCAUCGCAUUCCUUUCGGGUUUCGGAAUCGCAACGGGAGUCAGCUUGUUCGUCUUCCCCAUCAGCUCGCGGAUGGUGGUCUUCAAGGAGAUGGCGGGCUAUCUGAACGGUCUCAGUGGUCUGCUGAAAGCCCAAGGAGCCUAUCUGCAGAGCUUGGAGGACUUCGAUCCGCAUGUUGCUGGCAGGGAACAGCGGGCGGUGAAGAAGGGAAAGAAGUCCAAGGGCGCUGAUGACGAGCCAGUGACUUUGAUGACGCCUGAAGGUCGCAAGCUGAAGGGAAGUCUGGAGAAGUUGUACGGUCUCUACACCAAGAUCCCGACAGACAUUGGCUUCGCUAAGCGGGAGGUUGCGAUUGGUAAGCUGGAACCGAAGGAUAUUUCGGGCAUGUGGAAACUGAUGCGCGCGGUCAUGACACCGAUCGGGGGCUUGAAUGCCGUGAUCGACAUCCUUCAGCGACGAGCGGAGGCGGUCAACGGCGACCACCCAGACGAGGAGACUCAACGGCGGAAACUGGACGAUCUCCACCAUUUGAUGAAGUCACUCCACGAACCCUUCGCCAUGAUGAGUUCCAGCAUUGGCGAGGCAUUCCAGCAUGUUUUGCUCACGUUCGAGUUGACGAAGCCUCCCAAGAAGAAGAAGAGCCAAGAUGAGGAGAGCUCAGGCAACGAAGCUGCACCUGGAACACCAGGUUUCGCAGAAGCGUUCAAGGCCAAGAUCGAUCUCUUCUACGAGAACAAGAAACAAGGAGCUCGAGACUGGUGUACCACCCACAACAUCAACAUGGCCAAUGACUUCUCCGAUGCAUCGUUCAUCCAGCCGGGCGACAUUCGAUCCAUGGACGAACGCGAGACCAAUCAACGACAGCUCUUCUUCGCGUUGUACGUCGAGUAUCUCCUCCACCGCGCUGGGCUGGCCGCGUUAGAUCUCGUUCUUUACGCCGAUGAGAGGAAACAUGCCGGUACGUUGAAGAAGACUAAGCUCAUCAUUCCGAGAGCGAAGACGCUCAGGAAAUGGGUGCGAGCGGCGUUCGGGAAGGAAGACAAGUCGGACGAUGAUCAGUAUACUGCGGACAUGGACUCUUCUGGUUCGAGACUCCUUGACUUGGGACAAUCGUAUGGGAAGAGGAAGGACCCGGAACAUAUGCCGCCGAGGAACUGGAGGGAGAGGAUUGGUGAGAUGAUAAGAUUGAUUCCGAGGGGCUUCCGCAGUGAUGCGUCGAGUUUCGGGUUUCGUGUGACGUGGGCUACGAUGAGUGUUGCGAUUAUUUGUUUCUUGGAGGCGACGCAGAGCUUCUUCUUGAAGCAUCGAUUGCUUUGGGCUAUGAUCAUGGUCCCGAUCUCGAUGACUCGGACGGCUGGACAGUCAACCUGGAGUUUCGCUCUUCGAAUCAUCGGCACAGCCAUCGCAAUGGUCGCUUCCUAUGUCAUAUGGUACAUCGUCGACGGCAAGACCGCUGGAGUCAUCGUCUUCCUCUGGCUCUGGCUCUUCUGCGCCUUCUACUUCCUGCUCAAAUUUCCGAAGCUCAUCAUCGUGGGCCUCAUCUCCGCCAUCACUGCCAUCCUGGUCGUCGGCUACGAACUGCAAGUCAAACAAGUCGGCGUCGCCAUCUCCGAGUCUAACGGCCAGCCCGCCUACGAGACCUAUGUCCUCGCUCCCUACCGCCUCGCCACCGUCUGCGGCGGUCUCGCAGUAGCCUACAUCUGGACAAUCUUCCCCUAUCCCAUCUCCGAAUCCACCGAACUCCGUAAAGACCUCGGCGCCGCCAUCUACCUCCUCGCAAAUCUCUACUCCGUCGUCCACGAGACCGUCACCUCCCGCAUCCAACGCAUCGACGGCGAUGAAGACACAAAAGGCACCCGCGCCUACCACCUCGAACAAGCCCGGAGGAAAGUCUUCACAAAACUCCUCUCCUUACUCACCACUCUCCGCCAAAACUCGGCGUUCUCCAAAUUCCAACUCCGCGUCGGCGGCCGCUUUCCUCAAGAAGAAUACGAAGGCCUCAUCGGCUGCGUCGAGCGCGUGCUGCAGUACACCGCUCUCAUCAGCUACGCUUCGGGAACCUUCUCCACCUCCGCCGCGGACUCGGAGUGGUCGGUCGACUUCCGAAAACUGCUGCAGUCCGUCGACGCGACCUCGCAUCAGUUCACCAGCCUCCUGUCGCUGCUAUCUUCCAGCCUGGCGCACGCGAGACCCCUGCCGCCGUACCUGGAAGUCCCGCAGCAUCGGCGAUACGUGCGGAGUCUGGAGAAGAUUGAUCACGACAUUUUGAGCGUGAGCCAUAUUGCGGAGCCGGAGUAUUCGGCUUUUGCGGUCAUUCAGAUUUGUGCGCAGUGUAUUAAUGAUGAUGUGGUCAAGAUGACGAGGCAUGUCAAAUUUCUCGUCGGCGAGAUUGACUUCUCGUUCCACGUUGUCAGCACGAGCUCGGAUAGUAGCGAUGGCUCGUCGACGAGUUCCAAGGGUGAAUACGAGAAGAAAGCUUACAGAGAUUAA
Zymoseptoria tritici IPO323 is the source of this 3261-nucleotide messenger RNA. RefSeq lists its product as uncharacterized. The transcript is spliced from 7 exons. NCBI's taxonomy places the organism in Eukaryota, Fungi, Ascomycota, Dothideomycetes, Mycosphaerellales, Mycosphaerellaceae. The record is from RefSeq and is a predicted model, not a curated record. Bases 112 to 3261 code for a protein of 1049 amino acids.